AUGCUAUGCGAAGAACAGCUGCUCGAGCUGCUCUGGGGCGAAGCAAAGCAGCAGUCGCACAAUGCAGCAACCCUGACACAUAACAUUGGUGUGGCCUUCCGAUAUCUCGAGACGCCUUGGGAUGACAAGGCGAAACAAAUCAUCGGUGCGCUCAUUACACUGAAUGCUGGCUCAAUGCACACCACCAUCUGGGCUGCCCUCUUUCAGCAGCUGCGUGAAACAGACAAGCUCACCAUCAAGGUAUACAUUCUCAAACAAUUUGCCAACAUCUGUUGGACUGUUCCCACUACUCAAGCCGAGAAUGCUUUUCGUGCAUUUGCCAUUGAAGUGCGUCCAAUGCUGGCGGACAUUCAAGUUGUCGUUAAUGCCACGUUUCAAAAGUCUUUUAUCAUCACCAUCAAAUUCUUUAGAUCCUUUGCUGAGAAAAGGCUCUCCAGUGAGCUCUUUGACACGCUUUACCGAGACCUGACAGAGUGGAAACGGUCAGAUGGUCUCCGAGCGGCGGCCAGUGUCAUUGCAAUCAUGGCAGAUGAAAACCCGGGCUGCCCACCUCCAGAGCAGCUUCUCUUCCAAGCACGACAUGAGUUAGAGUGUUUCACUCUUGCAAUACUACUCGACGCCCUCGUGUCUUUGGAGGUUGCCCCUGGUCGCAUUUUGGACAAGCAACGCAUUGCUGCAUUUUGCGACGAACUGGACGGUAUAAUCGAGAAAAUUCUUGCGGCGCCGCAGCUCAAUGAAAAAGUUGUUCCACCCUGUGUCAGUGCGUACCGACGACUGAAGCAGGUCCGGCACUCGUGGGAACCCGCAGCUGUUAAGCCUUUUACGCAUCUUAUUCUUAAUGCACUUGCUCAAACGAAGACAAACAAGCUUCUCUUCUGCCCAUUUUUACAUUUUCUGCAAGAAACCUCGUAUAGUGGGUGGCAGAGCUCGAACAUUCUGUGGCUCCUGACGGAUAGCGGUGACCCAUUCGUGCGUGCCGAUGCCUACGCAGCACUGGCAACCACUAUACGUGUCAUAGAUGCUUCAGAGCAGCGCCUGUUGUUAGCCGACCUGAUUGAAAAACUGCGUUUUUCAAUCGAAGAGCAGUGCAGCUGCACGACUGUCGCUAUCCUUAAAUUUGUGAAGAGGUUGUUGUUGCACACACAUUUUCCGCCCACCACAGAGGAGCUCUACCUUCUAAAGUUGCUACACUUGUGUCGCCGUCACGGAAAAGGCCUACAUCACGACGUGCCGGCGCAACUUGAACUGCUCAAUCUCUUUCUCUGUGUAAAUGUUGCAUCGGACUCACUGGUGGUGUUUGCACGAGAGCUGUUUUUGGUAUCACCUCAUCGCAUGGUUGCAGAAAGGGCCUUUUAUGUGCUUUGCCGUUUCUCGAGGCAGAUGUUUCUCGACAGUGGAAUGCUAACAAGCGGACAGUACAAUAACGACUCAGACUACCUUGAAGCUGUAACGCAAGUACGUCACGAGGAACCUUUCGAAUCUGAACUCCUUUCCUCAAUUUUCAUUAAUCGUGCAAAAGGACUUUUCUCGUGCAUGUAUGCACGCCUUUGCACCUUCGCCGAAAAUGAGGCGAAACAACACGCGAGCUGUAUCAUUGUGUGUGAUGCUGUGAAGGAACUCUGCGCCACAACCGCAGUCGAUGUUCUGUGCAACGUCUUCUUCAAGCACACCAUGUUGUCCCUUUUGUCUGAGCUUCUUGUUUCGCAGGACGCUAUACCAAGCGAUGUGUAUGUGUCUCUCGUACAGGCGUGCGCUGCUUGUCUUCAUGAAAGUGACCCUGAUAUCUGUGAGGACGCACACUUGCUAAGCACUUUAGUACAGCAUUCCUGGGGUGUAAUUGUUGCAUGCGCCACCGCUCUGUUUUCUUCCCUUGCUCCAGCCCCUGUUUCACCCUCAUGGCGCUUUUUUCGCACUGACUCUCUUUCUCAGGCAUGUCACGAUCUUAUUUUAACAUGUCGAGAUAUUGUACUCUCAAAUGAGGUCGCUUUCUACAAUACCAUAUUUCACGAGAUUCUCUCCAGCAACAUACAGCUAUUGACUUCCUGUAUCUCCUUGCUGCGCAAUGCACCAAUUUUUGUGGCAGAGCUGAGGGAUUCAGUGUGCUAUUGGCUUGAGUGUUGCAUUGCUCUCUCUUUUUGUGUACCAAAAUGGGUGCUUCGACUUCUCACAGUUGUGCUUGAGGUAGCUACAGUGGGACUGCACAGGCGUCCUCAGCGAGCUGAGACAACACAGUGCCUUCUUCUGUCGGUGGCACGUACGUGCCAUAGGAUGGUGAAACAAGUAAUAAACAUGGAUUUCUUGUUGUGUUGCCAGGAAAUCUGCGAAUUUCUGCUAUUCUUUGUUUUGCAAGAUGCGGAAGACGAGGUAUUUUUGUUUCGUGAACUCAUCGCUAACAACUGGACGUUAGUCCUGGACCUAUUUUCCUUUUGUGAACGAAUUGUCAUCAGGCUGCACAGCGACAACGCCGCUGAUGCUUUUGCUGCAGUUUUGGACGUCCUAUUAGCGUUGUGUGAUAGUGUUUACUCUUCACAGCUCACAUGUGUGAUUCCGCACUGCUCUUUUGAAGCUCUACUUCAAGCCUUGCACAAAACGGCCUAUUUCUCACAAAAGCGCCACUGUCUUCGCGUUAUUUCUCGCAUCCUUGCUGCAUUCGACACCAAUGAGAGCAUAGAGGGAGAAUUGCAUAACUGUUUUUCGGGGAAUAGUAAUGACAUAGAUUUUUUUGAGCGUUUUGAUCGAUUUGUAGAGCUAUGGAAUGCAAGUAGUGCGCAGACGCAAGACCACUUUAAGGCAAUGUUGGGAAGUUCUCAUCGCGUGGAGAAUCUCGUAUGUGCAGCUGCCGUUGAUGAGCAGUGCAUUCCAAAAGCCGUGGAGGCGGCUCUUGUCACCUCGGUGGCUCGCGAAGUACUCAGUGUCUUGCUGCUUAUUGUCAGGGAAGCGAAAGCAGAGACCCUCUCUCCUCUUUUAUUCGUUGUUAGCGACGCAGUAUUUGGAGAGAGCGAUGACCUCCUCAAAGCUAUUAUUUGCAGUUAUCGCUGGGGCUGGUAUGGAGGACAGCAAACGAUUCAAAUGCUAUCAUGUGGUGUUUGGCGGACCUUGAACACCUCACUAAGUCUGCAUCUGAAACUACUAUCCGAGGUUUUCCAGAAAGACAGAUCCGAGUGCGUUCGCUGCGAAAGAUGUUUACGUGUGGCGAAUGAGUGCGCAUCUUCUCUUUCAUUUUGGCAGUUAUGUUUAGGUGAGGCAUCUGCAGAAAUGCUGCCACACGAAACGGAGAAAAGCUUUUCUGCAAUUCGUCUAGCGGAAGUACUGCAACUGCGAAACACAUCGGUGUUGGAGUAUAUUCGCUUGUUUUGUGACCAUGAAAGUAAUAUAGCGACUGCUUUUUGCUUUAGCAAUAUCCGUCUGUUAGGGGCUUUUUUUUCCACCGGGGUUGUCUGUAAAAUGCCCUCAUGGGACCCUUUGCCAUUACUGCGGUUGCUCCACCUUUGUGUCAGGGAUGCUAAAGACUCUCCGGUGGAGUCUGAGCUGAGCGAGUGGUUGCAAUUAAGUUGCUGGCUUCUUUUUGAUCAAGUUCUCCUUUCCAGUGCUCCGCAAACAAUUGACGUUGUGAACGGAAAACAGUCCGCGGAAGCAUUGAUGUCCGUGGAAUUAGCUACAGUUCUUAUUCAGCUAUCUAACCUGUUUUUCUGUUCCACUGCGAAAAGCGUUGAAGAUGUUGCUAUUUGUGUGGUUCGUUAUGCAGUGCGCAACGCUACGGUCUUCACAAUGGGGGAUAUUAGCGAACGUCUUUUUUGGAUGAUUGUGCGCCACUGCAUUUAUGAGGUGUGGACUGCAAUCACAGCGGAAACGGUCGUGCCGAUGCGAGAUCUCGAGAUGGUAGCAUUUCUGUGUCGUGCUCAUGUAAAAGUAGGACUCCCACUCUCCGUUCAGAGAGAGAUCCACGCUCUAUUCACACCACAGCUCCUCUUAUACGGUAAUACAGAGUCCGAGUUCGAGGAUGAUAGCCUUCGGUGUGUUCUCUGGCUUGUCGGCAAUUUCGCAAGCAACGAUGUGCACCCUUCAGUGUAUCGUGGAGCUUCUUCCUUACUGCAUGCAUCGGAGUCGACAGACACUGCUGAUAGUGGCGCCAAACCAUCUGGUAGGCAGAUGUUGAAGUCUCUGCCUGUUGCGGAGCACAACCUCAGCCAAGACGACGCGCGUUCACUUUCCGUAGCUAUUCAUCGCGUUACAGCUCAGCUGGCACAAAGAGUGCUCUCAAAUACUGCUGGUGCUACACCGACCAAUGUUCUUGAUGCUCUUGAUGUUUUGUGCAACCUUGCGCGGCACGCAUCAGCUAAGACUCGCCACCCGGCGCGACUGCUGUCAAACGACGUUGAUCUAGGGCAAGUGUACCGCACUGCAUGCGAUUUCAUGGAGACGUUCCCUCUGCUAUCUGCCGAUGCUUCGCUGGAUCCCCCUUCACAUUGCCUUAAUUAUCUUCUGGGGCAACUACCAAGAGAGAGGCGUACUAACAACAUUCCUGAUGCUUUGUGCCUCAACAUCAUGGUAUCGCUGUUGAGCAUACUGUUGCAGGCGUGGUUACAAGAAAGUGCAGCUGACUCGGCGCCACCAGCUCAGCUUCCGUGUGCGCUCGCCUUGCAUCUCCCCUACCUUUUGCGCAGUGACCUGCCGUCUUAUAUCUGCGCACUGCAGUGCCUUCGCAACUUGUCUGUUCGUGGCGCAGCUCCUGAGGUGAAGGCGAUCUACGACGUUGCGUUGCCGAGACUCAUGGAGGAUUUAGUUGACGCUCGGUGGGGUGCGGUGGUUUCAGGCUGUUGGUACGAGGUGCUCGUUGACUGCCUCGGUUGUGUUCCAGGAGCUCUGCGGGAUGGUGAUCGGCAGCUCUCUCGGCGCAUCUGGGAAGGGCUGUGGCGCGGCGCCGGCUCCAUAGAGCUCAGCUGCAACCAGCACCUCAGCGAACGUGUUCAGCAGUCGCUUCAGCAGGUUAUCAAUGGACUCACUCUCGAAUCUGCGCAGUGGGAGCUCUGCCGCUUGGUUGUGCUUGAUAGCGGUCUGCAGCGUCGGCGUAUGGUAGCGACGCCUGUUGCGACUUCCACAUUCUUGACGGAGCCUAGUGUCGAGGUCUACUUUUGGUUGGCACGGGAACUUCAGGAGCGGACGUGGCGCUCACUUCUUCUGCAGACACAGUCGGCCUUCGUACACCAUGGCGCUGCGGUCCUCAACGCGGACAGCUCCCGAUCUCUCGCGUUCGAAUUUGAAAAAGCAGUUGUACUGGUUCACGAAUCGCCCAACGAGAGGGGUGAGUUUGCAACCGGAAAAGAGGUUGUUUGCAUCGUCGCUGAACGGGUGCGGGAUUCACUUUUCAGCACCACAGACGCUGUACUUGCUGCUCUUAACCGUUUCGAUUUCUCUGGCAUCAUACAGCGUCGCAGUGUUCUACACGAAUUGGCCAAGAUGAUGGUGAGAAGUUCGAAUGUAAGCCAGACAAGCGAUUCGAGUAACCCGUCAUGGGCUGAGGUGUACUUCGACGUUCUUUACGAGCGCGCAGCUUGGCAUGACGAGGGUCUGUGGGUUGCGUGCGCACUGGCGACAACCGCGGCUGGUAAAACUCAGCUGAGCUGGUCAAAGAGGGUGCUGGCGUCGCUGAUUCCUGCUAGUUCAAGUGCUUGGAAACGCGAGCUGAUGCGACGCAUUGCCCAGCGCGCCAAAAUCAGUGGCGCGCAGCAGGAGGCACGACAGUUUUUUGCGGACGCAUCUGAGCGACUGUCGGCCUUGCAAAGGCCUCCUCCGUUGUGGAAGCGCGAACUACUUGCAGCGGUGUUGUUUGUAUUUUCUUCGUGA
This is a messenger RNA of Leishmania braziliensis MHOM/BR/75/M2904, 5844 nucleotides long. RefSeq lists its product as hypothetical. Lineage: Eukaryota; Euglenozoa; Kinetoplastea; Trypanosomatida; Trypanosomatidae. The record is from RefSeq and is a predicted model, not a curated record. Bases 1 to 5844 code for a protein of 1947 amino acids. The transcript has a single exon.